CCAUGGCAGCAUGACGCCAAGUGGGCCGGAAGAUGACGCAAGACUACUUCCGCUUCCUCUACAACCGCACUUCCGGGUUGAAAGAAAGGUGGGGACACUUUCCGAGGUAUAUCACUUAGGAAUCAGGGCAAGCCCAAAGAAUUAAGGAAAACUUUCUUGAAGAACUGAUCUUCGCCAGGCGUGAGCUACCGCAUAAUCCCAGCACUUUGGGAGGCUGAGGAAUAAAAUGGAAGGAGAAUCAAGCAGAUUUGAAGUCCACACUCCAGUUUUCGACAAGAAAAAGAAAAAAUAUUCUGUACAUAAGGAAAGACCUCAGAAACAUUCCCACGAAAUUUUCAGAGACUCCUCUCUGGUGAAUGAACAGUCUCAAAUAACUAGGAGGAAAAAGAGGGAAAAAGAUUGCCAGCAUCUCAUUUAUUCUCCUUUGAAAAAAUCCAGAAUCUGUGACGAGACUGAAAAUGCCACUUCUACACUCAAAAAGAGAAAAAAGAGAAGAUGCAGUGCUUUGGAGGUAGACGAGGAAGUAGGUGUUACAGUAGUCCUUAUGGGUAAAGAAAAUAUAGACAACACACCAGAGUGUUUUAGAGAGGAUGCUGAUGUUGUUUGUGUUGACACGAGCAUGGAACAGAAGUCAGCAAGAGAGCUGAAAACAGACAAACUUCGUGGACUUGCUAAGUCACAUACAUGUAAGUCAGAAGCACUGCAUGAUAAAGCUAGAGAGAAAAAGAAUACAAAGCAUCGGAGGAAAGCUACAUCCUGUGAUGCUCUAAAGGAGAGCCAGCAGGCAAGGGACACCCUGCCUCAGUCAGAAUCCCCCCGGGAGGAUUCCUGGCCUUCCAGGGGUCCAGGGGAUAACAUUACAGAACUACCAGCAUCUGCUCAUAAAAAUAAGUCUAAGAGAAAGAAGAAGAAAAAGUCCGAUAACCAAGAAUACGAGACAUGGGCCAUCCCCGAAGGAUCGCAAGCAGGCAGCAAGGCUGGGAGUGAUGUGUGGGAAUCCCGGCCUACUGUGUGCCUGGGUGGUGAACCUGCAGAACUGCUAGCACCUGCUUACCAAAAAAAGUCUAAGGAAAAAAAGAAGAAAAAGUCCACUCACCAGGAAUUGGAGGCAUUGGCCGUGCCUGAAGAAUUGCAAGCGGGCAGCAAGGCUGGGAGUGAUGUGUGGGAAUCCUGGCCUACCGUGGGCCUGGGUGGUGAACCUGCAGAACUGCUAGCACCUGCUUACCAAAAAAAGUCUAAGGAAAAAAAGAAGAAAAAGUCCACUCACCAGGAAUUGGAGGCAUUGGCCGUGCCUGAAGAAUUGCAAGCGGGCAGCAAGGCUGGGAGUGAUGUGUGGGAAUCCCGGCCUACCAUGGGCCUGGGUGGUGAACCUGCAGAACUGCUAGCACCUGCUUACCAAAAAAAGUCUAAGGAAAAAAAGAAGAAAAAGUCCACUCACCAGGAAUUGGAGGCAUUGGCCGUGCCUGAAGAAUUGCAAGCGGGCAGUGAGGCUGGGAGUGAUGUGUGGGAAUCCCGGCCUACUGUGGGCCUGGGUGGUGAACCUGCAGAACUGCUAGCACGUGCUCACAAAAAGAAGUCUAAGAAAAAAAAGAAGAAAAAGUCCACUCACCAGGAAUUGGAGGCAUUGGCCAUGCCUGAAAAAUUGCAAGCGGGCAGUGAGGCUGGGACUGAUCCGCAGGAGUACCAGCCUGCUGCAGACCUACAGGGUGAAACUGCAGAAGUGCCAGCACCUGCUUAUAAAAACAAGUCUAAGAAGAAAAAGAAAAAAUCCAGUAACUGGGAAUUGGAGGCAUUGGCCAUGCCUGAGAGCCUUGAGAGUGCAUACCCUGAAGGAUCACAAGUGGGCAUUGAGGUUGAGGCUGUGGAGGGCAGGAGUGCACUGAAAGGGGUCAAGGAAUCCAGCAGUACAAAGAAGAAGUCUAAGAAAAGGAAGCUGAUGCCUGUCAAAGGGGCCGUAGCAUCUGCCGAUGAUCUUCCAGUGUCUAGUAAGAAAUCUGCGAGCACGCUCUUUGAUUCAGUAGAAGGCAGUGGCACUAUGAUUAAAGCAAGUGUGAAACCCAGGCCCCAGCCAAAGAAAACCCAGGCCUAUUCAGAAAACAGGCGUGUGCAAGAGGUACCAAGGUUAGAACCUGCAAAUGAAGAACGCAAUGUGGAAUCAGCUGAAGAUUCCAAAACAAGAUAUUUAUCUGAAAAUUUAGGAGAUGCUGAUGAUUCAGAUGCAGAUUUGGGUUCUGCCGUGAGACAGCUUCAGGAGUUCAUCCCUAACAUCAAGGACAGGGCCACCAGCACGAUCAGGCGGAUGUACCGGGAUGACCUGGACCGGUUUAAGGAAUUUAAAGCACAAGGUGUUGCUAUUAAAUUUGGAAAGUUUUCUGUCAAGGAAAAUAAGCAGUUAGAGAAAAAUGUGCAAGACUUUCUAGCCCUGACAGGAAUUGAGAGUGCUGACAAGCUGCUGUAUACAGACAGAUACCCAGAGGAAAAAUCUGUGAUCACCAACUUAAAAAGGAGACACUCGUUUAGAUUGCACAUUGGUAGGAACAUUGCCCGGCCCUGGAAACUUAUAUACUAUAGAGCAAAGAAGAUGUUCGAUGUCAACAAUUACAAAGGCAGGUAUACUGAAGGAGAUACCGAGAAGUUAAAGAUGUACCAGUCUCUCUUUGGGAAUGACUGGAAAACGAUUGGCGAGAUGGUGGCCCGCAGUAGCCUGUCCGUGGCCCUGAAGUUCUCCCAGAUCAGCAGUCAAAGAAAUCGUGGUGCUUGGAGUAAGUCAGAAACCCAGAAACUAAUCAAGGCUGUUGAAGAAGUGGUUCUAAAGAAAAUGUCUCCCCAGGAGUUAGAAGACGUGGAUUCCAAACUCCAAGGAGAUCCUGAGAGUUGCCUAUCAAUUGUUCGGGAAAAACUCUACAAAGGCAUAUCUUGGGUAGAAGUAGAAGCCAAAGUGAAGAGCAGAAAUUGGAUGCAGUGUAAAAGUAAGUGGACAGAAAUUCUAACCAAGAGGAUGACCAAUGGUCAGCGCCUAUACUAUGGAGUUAAUGGCCUGCAGGCCAAAGUCAACCUAAUUGAAAGGUUGUAUGAAAUAAACGUGGAAGAUACUAAUGAAAUAGACUGGGAAGAUCUUGCUAGUGCCAUAGGUGAUGUUCCUCCAUCUUACGUUCAAACUAAAUUUUCUAGGCUGAAAGCUAUCUAUGUCCCAUUUUGGCAGAAAAAGACUUUUCCAGAGAUCAUCGACUACCUUUAUGAGACUACUCUACCUUUGCUUAAAGAAAAGUUAGAAAAGAUGAUGGAGAAAAAAGGCACUGAAAUCCAGAGUCCUGCAGCACCCAAGCAAGUGUUCCUGUUCCGAGACAUCUUUUAUUAUGAAGACAAUAGUGAAGGAGAGGACGUAGAAAAAGAAAGUUGAAGGCCAGGAGCAGUGGCCCACACCUGCAGUUCCACCACUUUGAGAGGCUGAGGCCGGCAGAUCACCUGAGAUCAGGAGAUGGAGACCAGCCAGCCCAACAUGAUGAAACCCUGUUUCCACUAAAAAUACAACAAUUAGUCUGGUGUGGUGGCGUGCACCUGCAAUCCCAACUACUUAGGAGGCUGAGGCAGGAGAAUCACUUGAACCUGGGAGGCGGAAGUUGCAGUGAGCAAAGAUCGCACCACUGCACUCCAGCCUGGGAGAUACAGCAAGACUCUGUCAGAGAGAGAGAGAAACUGAGAUUACUAUUGCUUGUCCCGUUUUCUCAGUUUGAUUAUAUUUAUAUACAUGUCAGUAAAGCUAUUUUUAGUAUUGAUGUUGAAUAAAUGUACAAUGGCCAGAGGAAAGAGUAUGAAAUGAUCAUCUAUACUCUUUCCUCUGGAGCAUUAAAAUGUAUUACCAUUUAUAUGAAAGUGUAUUUGAAUGUAAAAAGGAAUAUAUGAAUUGAUUUAAUAAAUAAUGACAAGUAAUGGUUUUAA
Callithrix jacchus (white-tufted-ear marmoset) is the source of this 3939-nucleotide messenger RNA. RefSeq names its product transcription termination factor 1 (gene TTF1). Gene Ontology annotation, molecular function: chromatin binding. The record is from RefSeq and is a predicted model, not a curated record. Gene Ontology annotation, biological process: termination of RNA polymerase I transcription. Gene Ontology annotation, cellular component: nucleolus. Lineage: Eukaryota; Metazoa; Chordata; Mammalia; Primates; Cebidae.